AUGUUGUUAAUGUUACAAGAUUACUAUUUCCAGCCCAGCGCUCCGUCACCAGCGGUCUCAGAGUCACUACCAAUCUUUGAAGAUAGAAAGCCUUUCGACCAGUCUGAACCACGUCCACAAGAACCUCCACUCCCUACUCCACGAUCGAAUAUUCCUCUGACCGCUCGUCAAAAAGGCCUCAUUGUCACUCAUUUCGACACUGGUGCCUCAUUCGGCGAACUAGCAGCCAAAUUCCGAGUUUCAAUAGAAGAUAUAGAGUACAUUAUAUUGAAUCGUGCUGAAGUUAUUCGUGACCAAACGGCUGCACUGAUGGCUGAUAAUGAUAUGGACGACGAUCGUGAGCGAAUUGUCAGUGGAGCCAAGAAAAGAAGCAGGGUUCGCAGAACAUCUUUUGUCGGUUUGAACAUCCUCAUGUGGCGAUUCUUCAAAGACUGUCGUGACAAUGGCAUUGUAUUGAAUGGGAAGUUGCUGAAAGAACACGCCAUGAUGAUUUCACGUCAGCUAGGACUGGAGAACUUCAAGGGUUCAGAAGGAUGGCUUGAUGCGUUCAAGCGGCGCCAUCGAAUCGAUCUAAAGCUGAUGUCUGGUGUGCCAGUGAAUUACGAAGAAACUGACGACGAUAGAAUGGAAGAUGAUCACGACGACAAUCAGAACAUAUCGAGGCAAUUCAACGCUUUUCAACAAGUCCACCGUGAAGGUGAGGGAGACAUUGGGAUUUUUCUUGUUUCAGUAGCUGAGGCACUGAUAGAACCAGAUGUGACUGGAAAAAAACAACUGAUGAGAAAUGUUUAUUCGGAGUUAUCAUUUUCCUCACAUCACAAAAUAGAACAACUUUGCAGGGGCUGUUCCUAG
Cooperia oncophora is the source of this 852-nucleotide messenger RNA. NCBI's taxonomy places the organism in Eukaryota, Metazoa, Nematoda, Chromadorea, Rhabditida, Trichostrongylidae. The record is from the annotation of a GenBank genome assembly.